GACGUGGCGGCCCUCGUAUUGGAGGCCGACCCCAACGCCGAGGCGAUGGUCUUGUGGUGUGCCGCCCCGCCUUGCCAGGACUUCUCGCGGAUCGCCAAGGGGGUGGGUCAUCAGGGCGAUCGUGGUCGCCUCUUCGAGGACUCCGUCGCCUUCAUGGAUGAGCUCCGCUCCAUUCUCCGCCGGCAUCGCUUCGCCUUUCUCUACGAAAACGUGGAGAUGGAGGCGGCGGCGGCCAAGGUUUCGUCCGAUGCUCUGGGCGUUUCGCCUGUCUUUGUCUGCCCCUCCGACUUCGGGUGGGUCUCUCGCCCGCGCCUCUGGUGGUUGAGCGUGGACUGGACUCGGGUGGUCACCGACCCCGCCGAUGGCUCGCCCCUGGAGUGGGCGAAGCGAGGUCGUUGGGACCGCCUGCGCCUAUCCGCCGCCCGGGUGGCGGCUGAUUCCUUCGAGCUCGGCGACCUCCAGUUUCAUCCGUCGGUGGCCCAGGGGCGCAAGCUCAUGCCUUGCGCCACGACACCAGCUCCGACGGACGCCAUGCUCCAGGACUCGCGGGGCCUGCUCCACCUUCCCCCGCCGGACGUGAAGGAGCAGCUCCACCACAUUCCCGCCGGGUACACGGCCAAGGCGGGCGCUGACACAAAGACUCGCCACCGCAUGGUCGGGAACGGCUGGCAUUGGGGCGUGGCCGCCCGCUUGCUGGGGAUUCUCGUCAUGGCGACCUGGGCGAAGCCGGUGGCGUCCGGUCGGGCGCCGUCAGCGCUCCCACGCCAGGGGACCAUACCCUGGCUGUCGCAGGUCUGGUCGCGGAACGGCUGGGACUUCUCACCGCCGCCCCGCCCCACACCAGCCCUCCUGGGCGCAGGGUUGGACGAGGACGCACAUUGGGCGGCGGCGACCGGGAUGCGGCACUCGCUGGUCGGCUGGCCCCAGCUGGAACCCGCCCUGGAGGCGGUCAUCCGGUUUCGUCGGGAGUGGCGCCAUGACCUCUCCCGCAUCCGUACCGAGGUGCUUCAGGAGCUACAGGAGAUGGUCGACGACGCCGCGGAGGACACGACGGCCUGGCUUGCCACUCUGCCCCCGCACGUGCGGGCGACCUACGAGACGAGUGAUCGGCCUCGCCCUUUUCAGGGGCUCAUCUUCGACCGCCUGCUGCGGGACCUCGCGUACCCGGCCACAGACGACCUCCGACGGGAUGUGGCCGAAGGCUUCGACAUGCUGGGCCGAGUCCGCGCCGCCCCGGGCUGGAAGCCACGCUCCGAUGGGCGUUACCUCACCCCGAAGGGCUGGACAG
Messenger RNA from Symbiodinium necroappetens, 1288 nucleotides. The record is from the annotation of a GenBank genome assembly. NCBI's taxonomy places the organism in Eukaryota, Dinophyceae, Suessiales, Symbiodiniaceae.